CACAAUGUCAUUGGUUCUCGACUUCUCGCACUAUAGUGCUUUUUUAGAGGUUUGGUUUUCUCUCAUCGUCAUCGCUAGAUAACAACGUAUUUUUCAUGUUGAAUUUAACAAUAAAAACAUAUUUGAUGAUUAUAUUACUCCUGGCAUAAUUAUUUUUUUUAUUAAAAGUUGAACCAUCUGCGUGUAACUUAAAAAUCAUGCACGGAAGGGUCAAGGUACGUACUACCGCUGAACAGGAAAAAAUCAAGCAAGCUGAGAGACAGAAAAAAGCAGUAGAGUUCAAGAAGGGGGUGGAAUUAGUUUUUGAAAAGAGAAAAAAGCAAAAAUGGGACGAUGAAAUACUUUUGAUAACAGAAAAAUUACUUGUGCGACAUCCAGAUGUUUAUACAUUGUGGAAUAUAAGAAGAGAGACAUUUUUAAACAAUAACUGGUCUGAUGAAGAACGUAUAGAAAAAUUAGAGAAGGAGCUUUCACUCACAGAAUCAAGUUUAAGAGAAAAUCCGAAAUCAUACUGUGUUUGGCAUCAACGUACAUGGGUUAUCGAGCAUUUACCAAAUCCAAAUUGGAAGAGAGAAAUAGAUUUGUGUAACAAAUGUUUGAAUCUAGAUGAAAGAAAUUUUCAUUGUUGGGACUACAGAAGAUUUAUAGCAAGCAAGGCCAAUGUGCCAGAUACUGAAGAAUUAGAGUUCACUACUACUAAAAUAUUAAAUAAUUUUUCAAACUAUUCUUCAUGGCAUCUUAGGAGCAAAAUAUUACAAAAGUUAUACCCAAGUAAUGUUCAUGAUCUGCCUAUUAGAGCUGAUAAACAUGACGAAGAACUUGAUCUUGUUAUGAAUGCAACUUUUACUGAUCCAAAUGAUUCAAGUGCCUGGUUUUAUCAUAGAUGGUUACUAGAUUAUUGGAAAUCUCCGCUGAAAUUGUGGAGAGCAGUAUUAACAAAAACAACUUUAACUGCAGCCUUUCAUAAAGAAGUUCCUUGUGAUUUUGAAUUAUUUUUAAAUGAUAAAAAAUAUGAAUGUGAAUGGAAAUCUGCUAAUGGAAAAAAUGUUUCUGCUGCAUGGUAUGCAGUAUUUGAAAAAGCCUUGGAUGAUGAUUAUAAAAAAAUAUUCUUGAAAUUUGAAGGGAAUCAUCAUGAAUUUAAACCAUCAAUAAAAUCUUCGAGUGAAUGGAUCUAUGAAAGUACAACUUUGAGUGGAAAUCAUAAUAAUCCAAAAUUAAAUGAACAGUUGGAAAAUUAUCAAACACUAGCAAAAAUGGAGCCUUGUAACAAAUGGGCCCGGUUAACGAGUAUACACUUGAUGUUAAAUAUAAAUCCAAUAGGGGAUAAUUCAAAGAUUAUAAAAGAAUUUGGUGAAUUAAUAAGGAUUGAUCCACUUAGAGCUAAUUAUUACAAGGACAUGUGUAGCAAAUAUACUCUUUAUUAUAAUUUAAAUCCAAUAGAUGUUGAACCAGAUGGAAGUGAUAAUGCUUGUGAUAUUAAUUUGUCGAAUUUAGAAUUGACAAGUAUUUCCAGUCAAGAACCUUAUUUGACAUUUUAUCGUGAAGUAAAUUUUAGCAAUAAUUGUAUUGAGAAUAGACUUCAUCAGCUGUAUACAUUACAGCAGUGCGUGAAGCUUGACUUGUCAAAAAAUAAUAUAAGUUCUAUAAAAUCAUUCCCGACUUUGCAUAAUUUAAGGGUCUUAUUGCUACAUGAAAAUCAAAUAAAUAACUAUGAAGAGGUUUGUGAUCUAAUACAAAGACACAAUUUGACAAAAAUAGAUUUGCAAGGAAAUCCUUUUCUUGAUAAAGAAUCACUAGUCAGCAAGAUCAAGAAUAUUUCUUCAGAUGUGGAGGUGGUGGCUUAACUUAUGUAUAUAUAUAUGAAUAACUAUUGCACAGCUGAAUAAAUUAUUUGUAAAUACAUAAAAAAUUAUUUUAUACAAAUAUAUUUCAAAUUUUAUUCAGCCAAGUUAUGCUAAAAGGUUUUGUUUGCUAUUAAACUGCAAAACAUAUUUAUAAAAGUAUAAAGAAUGAAUCAUAAAUUUGUAAUAACUACUGUUGACUGUCAAUAAUAAUCUACAUUUUUAAAAAAA
Nasonia vitripennis (jewel wasp) is the source of this 2072-nucleotide messenger RNA. It is a transcript of the gene RabGGTa, whose product is annotated as geranylgeranyl transferase type-2 subunit alpha. The record is from RefSeq and is a predicted model, not a curated record. The coding region runs from base 198 to 1844 and encodes 548 amino acids. Gene Ontology annotation, cellular component: Rab-protein geranylgeranyltransferase complex; cytoplasm. Lineage: Eukaryota; Metazoa; Arthropoda; Insecta; Hymenoptera; Pteromalidae. The transcript is spliced from 7 exons. Gene Ontology annotation, biological process: protein geranylgeranylation. Gene Ontology annotation, molecular function: Rab geranylgeranyltransferase activity; protein binding.